Molecule: messenger RNA, 1569 nt
Organism: Pseudoliparis swirei
Lineage: Eukaryota; Metazoa; Chordata; Actinopteri; Perciformes; Liparidae
Gene: rabac1
Product: Rab acceptor 1 (prenylated)
Exons: 7
Coding region: 221-844 (207 amino acids)
Cellular component (GO): Golgi apparatus
Source: RefSeq, a predicted model, not a curated record
GCACACCUGAAACAAACGCGACCGACCUCAAGUCUGCUGUAUUCAUUGCAUCGUCCCAGCUAUCUCGAUAGAGGAAGUCUCCUCCUCCGCCACUAGGGGGCGAUGUUCUGCGCCCAGACAGCAGGAAGUCAAAAAAAACGUCCACAUCACAUCCGUGAACCAGAACAGCAACAAACGGUCUGAGGCAGUUCCACCUAAGUCCUGCUGAGACAGUCUGUAGAUGCCAUCUGGAGCGCCAUCGGGGGAGAACUGUCUCGUCGACAUGGACAGCAAAGCUGGAGAUCUGUUCAGUGCUGAGGAUGCUCAUCCAACCGGCACAGGCGGAGCUGGAAUCUUGGCCAGGCUCUGGCUCCCCAAAGGCCUCUCAGCCAGUAUGGCUAAAGAGUGGGUCAACAAGCGCCGACUGUCCAUUCGACCGUGGGCCACCUUCGUGGACCAACGCAAGUUUUCAAAACCCCGCAACUUUGGAGCGUUAUGUCAGAGAGUGGUGAAGAACGUGGACACUUUCAACAGCAACUACACCUUCAUCUUCCUGGGUCUCAUCCUCUACUGCAUUGUCAGCUCUCCCAUGCUACUGAUUGCCUUGGCUGUGUUUGCUGGCGCCUUCUACAUAAUUCACCUCAAGUCCCUGGAGUCCAAACUGGUUGUCAUGGGCAAGGAGCUGAAUGUCCCUCACCAGAUGGGUCUGGCUGGAGCCAUUUCUCUCCCUGUGUUCUGGUUGGCCGGCGCUGGAGCUGCAGUCUUUUGGGUUCUAGGAGCGACGCUGUUUGUGAUUGGCUCUCACGCUGCGUUCCGUGAGCUGGAGGCCUCUGAUCUGGACGAGCUCCUCAUGGAGCCCGUGUGAAGAGCAGACUGAACCCUCUGCGGGCGCUGCUCCGCAAUCAGUCAUCACUGUUACUUUGUAAUCACGUGGCUGACGGGUUGAGGAAGAACUGCUCCUAGAUCUGCUCCUCAGCUACGCGUGUGUCCUAUAUUCCCUGUAUUGCAAUGUCCCUGGUGUUGCCUCUAAAGUGGUUAUUGUUACAGACUCAUUCACAUUACCGCAGACGUUAUUCAUUUGAUUCGAGCACAUUAACAUACAAAUGAUAUGCCUUUGUCUAUGUACAGUAUGUUAAACCUCGGAUGCCUCUGGUUUAUGUCAAAUAGCCUCUUGCUUCCUGCAACGUCUCAUACACAGUGAUAUAUCUUUCAAUUUAUUAAUCUGUAUAAAGUAAAUGCAUUGUUUACAAUUCUAAACUGCUCAAAAAAAGGUGAAUUUUACAAAGGAAAGGUGCCAUUUAAAGCUUUAGGAUGACCAUGCACAAAGAAAACUACGUUUUAUUUAAGAAGAUACAAAAACUAAUUGAGUAUCUCAGAUCGGGUACUUAAACUAGAUAGGUCUUAAAAGGUCACUACAUAGUAAUAGUGUUUUGUUUGGGGGAUAAUUUGGUACAUUGGUGUCAGAUCUGAAGGUUACUCUGUAAACAUGAAAUCAUUCUUUUGAAAUUCAUUAAUCAUAUUUACAUUUUGAUGUAAGUUGGGUGUUUUUGUAUUCUGGAAGUGCAAUAAACCCCUGAUGUAAAGAUGUAA